Rhagoletis pomonella (apple maggot) is the source of this 3313-nucleotide messenger RNA. RefSeq names its product ATP-binding cassette sub-family B member 6, mitochondrial (gene Hmt-1). Gene Ontology annotation, cellular component: membrane. Lineage: Eukaryota; Metazoa; Arthropoda; Insecta; Diptera; Tephritidae. The record is from RefSeq and is a predicted model, not a curated record. Gene Ontology annotation, molecular function: ATP hydrolysis activity; heme binding; ATP binding. The transcript has 10 exons. Gene Ontology annotation, biological process: heme transport; transmembrane transport. Bases 502 to 3054 code for a protein of 850 amino acids.
UUCAAUGGUUGACAAUUGACUUUUGUCAGCUGUGCAGGUAAUUUAAACGGUCGGAAUUUUGUUGCGUGUGGGAAAUUCAAUUUUCUUCGUUUAUAAUAACAAAAUUAAGCAUUUGUUUAUUUGACAUAGACGCAUAGUAGUGUGCUUAAUCUACAGCAAGUGAAAUAAGGCUAAGUUUUUGUUUAUUUAAGUGCUAAUUAGCACUGGCGUGAGCCUUUGCCUGAAAAUUGAAAGUCAUCCCCAAGAAGAGAGACCCAAAUUAAAACGUAAUUUGCGGAUAGAAAACAUGAUUUAAAUAUUACGAGCCUUCGCCGGAAAAUUGAAAGUCAUCCCCAAGAAGAGAGACCGAAAUUAAAACGGGAUUUGCGGAUAGAAAACAUGAUUUAAAUAUUACGUUUGGAAUCUUUUGUAUGUGUACAUAUGCAUAUAGAAGUGAAACUUGGAGGAAAAUAAUAAACGCAGAUUUUCAACACAACUGUAACAAACAAAACUAUCUGAAAGAUGCUCUAUUGUCCGCCGAAUGUAACCUUUUCACAAAUUUGGAUUAACAAUGGCAUUUCGCAUUGCUUUAUGGACACUGUUGGAAAUGCGGUGGCGAGUGGUUUUAUGCUGCUCAUGGGUACAGUGCAACUAUUGAUGUAUCGGAAAUAUGCCACACGCAAUGAUCCCACGCAUAUCACCAAAUCACGACUCUACGCUUUACAACUCUUCCUGUUGUUCUUCUUUCCAAUGUUGGCAUUGCUUAGAUUUUUCUUGAAUGCACGCAUCUACCAUGAUCAUGCGGUUUAUGGUUAUAUGAUACUAUCAACGUUGCUAGUUUGCAUAUCCUAUCCCUUCUCGGUUUGUAUCAUAGUAAAGGAGCGCUUCUAUCAGCUGCCAUCGUUACCAACUCGUGGUCAUGGCCUUAUAUUGUUGCUCUUUUGGACUUUGGGUUUCAUCAAUGAAUCGUUAGCGUUCAUAAAUCUGAGGCAUGAAGACUGGUGGUUCUCACUGAAAACCAAUAAAGACCAAAUAGAGAUGAGCCUGUUCGUUACCCGCUUCAUCACAUCGCUACUAAUCUUUAUACUGGGUCUUAAAGCACCUGGUAUUAUGCGCCCUUAUGUGCACAUCGAUGAGCCAUCAUCCACUGAGAACAUCAACAACGCCAGUAAUAUUCCGCAAGGAUCAGCUUUUCGCAAUGCUUUCAAGAAAUUGGCGAAACUAUUUCCAUACAUGUGGCCAAAGAAAGAUACUUUGUUGCAAAUAACUGUUGUUGCCUGCAUAAUGCUGUUAAUAUUUGGACGCGUUAUUAAACUAUUUUUACCAAUUUAUCGAAAGAAGUUGGUUGACAGUCUUACCAUACCGCCGAUUAUCUUCCGCUGGGAUUUCGUACUGAUCUAUGUCGCCUUAUCCUUUGUGCAGGGUGGUGGCACAGGCACCAUGGGUCUCUUCAAUAACUUGCGCUCCUUUCUGUGGAUACGUGUGCAACAGUAUACGACGAGGGAAAUUGAAGUCGAUUUGUUUAGCCAUUUGCAUCAGCUUUCGUUGCGUUGGCAUUUGCAGCGCAAAACCGGCGAAGUUUUGCGUGUUAUGGAUCGUGGCACAGAUUCCAUUAAUAAUUUAUUAAAUUACAUUAUAUUUUCAAUUGCGCCUACAAUUAUCGAUUUGCUUGUGGCUGUGAUUUUCUUCAUAUACGCCUUCAAUUGGUGGUUUGGAAUGAUUGUAUUCCUCACAAUGUUCCUGUAUAUUUUGGCCACGAUUCUUGUUACAGAAUGGCGCACCAAGUUCCAACGUCGCAUGAAUUUAGCAGAUAAUGAGCAGCGCGCACGCAGCGUUGAUUCGCUGUUAAAUUUUGAAACUGUAAAAUACUAUGGUGCCGAACAGUAUGAAGUUGAAGAAUACCGCCAGGCCAUUUUGAAAUAUCAGAAAGAAGAAUUCCUCUCCAUGUUAACGCUCAACAUGCUCAACACUUCGCAAAAUAUUAUACUUUGCCUUGGGUUGCUUUCUGGCUCGAUGCUUUGUGUAUACCUUGUCGUACAUCAUCAAACGCUCACUGUCGGUGAUUUCGUGCUGUUCUUCACCUAUCUAAUGGAUUUGUAUAUGCCGCUUAAUUGGUUUGGCACGUACUACAGAGCAAUACAAAAGAAUUUUGUCGAUAUGGAGAAUAUGUUUGACUUGCUGAAGGAAGAUCAGGAGGUGUUUGAUGCGCCGGGUGCUGCACCGCUUAUAACCGCCGGCGCUGGCAUUGAAUUCUCUAAUGUUACAUUUGGCUAUACACCGGAAAAGAUUGUAUUGCGCAAUGUUAGUUUUACUGUGCCUGCUGGUAAAACCGUUGCGAUUGUGGGACCUUCCGGUGCGGGUAAAAGCACUAUUGUGCGUUUACUUUUCCGCUUCUAUGAUGUGCAAUCUGGCGCAGUGCUAAUCGAUGGACAGAAUAUCAAAUUAGUGCAGCAGCAGAGUUUGAGAAAGGCAAUUGGUGUGGUACCACAGGACACCGUACUCUUCAACAACACCAUUUACUACAACAUUGAGUAUGGCAAAAUUGGCGCACGUGCCGAUGAGGUUUACGAGGCGGCUCGCUUGGCCGACAUACAUGAACGCAUUCUUGGCUUCCCUGAUCGCUAUGAAACCAAGGUGGGCGAACGCGGUUUGCGCUUGAGCGGCGGUGAGAAACAACGUGUCGCUAUAGCGCGUACUUUGCUCAAGGCGCCAGUGUUGGUGCUACUCGAUGAGGCUACGUCAGCGCUUGACACUAACACCGAACGCAAUAUUCAAGCGGCAUUGUCGCGCGUCUGCGCCAAUCGCACGACAAUUGUAAUUGCACAUCGUCUUUCCACAAUCAUAAAUGCCGACGAGAUACUCGUGCUAAAAGAUGGCACCAUCGCAGAACGUGGACGUCAUGAAGAUCUUUUGCAGCGCAAGGAUGGUAUCUAUGCAGAGAUGUGGAUGCAACAGCUCAAGAACUUGGAAGGUAAUAAGGAGAAUGAGGCAAAUGGUAGUGCGACGGCUAAACCACCGACGGAUGGUGGUGGCGCCUUUUUACGCACCGGUCAUGCACAUGGUGGCGCUCGCUGAAGUCGCUAGACAAUUUUGCAAGUGCUUAUAAAUUAUUAUGUAUAUACUUUAUUUCUUGGCUGACAUACGAAAGACGCAAUAUUUUAGGGAAAAGCUAUUUAUGUAUGUAACUAGAACUGUUAUGAAUGGUGUAGUGGUAUGUUAUGGAACUGUAUGCGAAAAUUGCAGUUUGUGGUUUGUACAAUGAAACAUUUUAGAGAUAUGUAUUAGGAUGCUACUUAGAAAAGAAUAAAAUAAAAACAAAACUCGUAAAAGAAAA